Messenger RNA from Alligator sinensis (Chinese alligator), 3241 nucleotides. It is a transcript of the gene FAM199X, whose product is annotated as family with sequence similarity 199, X-linked. The record is from RefSeq and is a predicted model, not a curated record. NCBI's taxonomy places the organism in Eukaryota, Metazoa, Chordata, Crocodylia, Alligatoridae. The transcript has 6 exons. The annotation marks the transcript as partial.
AGCGCCGCCGCCAUGACCGAGGAGCUGUACGAGAAGUUCCUGGCGCCGGACGAGCCCUGCCCGCGCGGCGGUCUCAGUCUGAGCGAGGAGGGCUGCCUGGACGGUAGCGACUUCGGCUGCCAGCUCUCGUCCUGCCACCGCACCGACCCGCUGCGCCGCUUCCACUCGUGCAGGUGGAACUUGACUUCUUGUGGAACAAGUGUUGCCAGCUCUGAAUGCAGCGAAGAGCUCUUUUCAUCUGUGUCAGCUGGUGACCAGGAUGACUGCUACUCUCUACUGGAUGAUCAGGAGUUCACGUCUUUUGAUCUGUUCCCAGAAGGUAGUGUGUGCAGUGACGUCUCCUCUUCUAUUAGCACAUACUGGGAUUGGUCAGACAGUGAGUUUGAAUGGCAGUUGCCUGGCAGCGACAUUACAAGUGGGAGUGAUGUACUUUCCGAUGUCAUACCUAGUAUUCCCAGCUCUCCCUGUCUGCUUCCAAAAAAGAAAAACAAGCACAGGAACCUUGAUGAACUCCCAUGGAGUGCAAUGACAAAUGAUGAACAGGUUGAAUAUAUUGAAUACCUGAGUCGGAAAGUCAGUACCGAAAUGGGUCUACGAGAGCAACUUGAUAUCAUUAAAAUCAUUGAUCCCACUGCUCAGAUUUCACCAACAGAUAGUGAGUUUAUUAUUGAACUUAACUGUCUUACAGAUGAAAAACUGAAACAGGUGAGAAACUAUAUCAAGGAACAUGGUCCUCGCCAGCGGUCAGCAAGGGAAAGCUGGAAGAGAAGCAGCUACAGUUCUGCGAGUACCAGUGGGGUGAGUGGUGCAAGCGCCAGCAGCAGCAGUGCCAGCAUGGUCAGCUCAGCAAGCAGCAGCAGUUCUAGCGCCGGCAACUCUGCUUCAAACUCCAGCGCCAACAUGAGUCGGGCCCAUAGUGACAGUAACUUAUCCACGAGCGCGGCAGAAAGAAUCCGGGAUUCGAAAAAACGUUCUAAACAACGAAAGCUACAGCAAAAGGCUUUACGCAAGAGACAGCUGAAAGAGCAGAGACAGGCUCGUAAGGAAAGACUGAGUGGAUUGUUCCUCAAUGAGGAAGUGCUCUCUUUAAAAGUGACUGAGGAGGACCAUGAGGGAGAUGUGGAUGUUUUAAUGUGACGGGGGUGAAUUUAUCAGUGUUCUUUCUAAGCAUUAAAUGUUUUAUCAAUAUUGUUUACAUCCAUUUCCUGACCAAAAUUUUGAUUAGUGAUGAGUUAAUAAUAUACACAGAAUGCUCUAUCAGGUGCAAUUCUGAUAAUUUGAACGCUUAAAACUUUGAGUGAUUUGGCUUCUUCAGGCUAACUUUGCAAUUGAGGUUUCAGUGACUUUAACAAGCUGCUAAAAAUAUAUUGUCUUUUUAAAACAGCCACUGAAUUAGACUCUUACAUUACUUUGCUCUCAAGUAGGUUCCUCUGUUGAUAGGGUUCACAUUUAUUUGAAGACACUGAUACCUAAAGGCAAACUUCAAGGUGGACAAAACCUUCUUGUUCUGGCAAUCUCCUGUUUUAUCUUACUCUGUGUCUUCCCUUACUUUUUCAAGUAGGAAGGGUAUUUUGCGUGGAAAGAGGAUCUUUUUUUCUGAGAAUACUCUGCUUUGGCUUCACUCCAUACAAAAUUGGAAUACUGUAUGCAAUGUACAUUUAUAUAUUUUUAGCAAUGAUGGUUGUGAUUUAAAAAUUAUGACGUCAUGGGGACAGUAAGCAGGAACACGCUUCUAACCAACAAGGACCUAUCAUGCAAAUGUCGCCGAUAUCAACGUAGAAGCAGUCCGUUUCAGAAGUGGUGGCUCUUUAAGUAUUCAAACUUAGGCUAUAAACAGUUACCUUGCGGCUUAACAUUUUAUUAGUUGUUUUUUUUUAAUUCCUUUGGUAGUCUGAUGGCGCUACUAAUGGUUACUCAGUGUAUCCCAGUCUUGUUCUUAAAAGGAAAAAAAGCCAAAAAAUAAAUGUCUUCAUGUAUUAGGUGUACUAAUAUUUUCCGUUCAGUUGUGUAGGGCAUCUUUUAUAACCUUCAGAAAUGUUACUUGUAGCAGAACUAUGAACAAGUGAUAUGUAAACUUGUUGGUUUUUUCUUCAGCCAGAACUAGACUUAGAAUAUCUUUGGCUGCUGGCAAAAGAACCCAAUUAAUGCAGUUUUGCAUUUUAACUAAAUGUUGACAGUUUAUUUUUUCUGUCUUGCAGGAUAGUUUUAAGGUAAUGGAACAUCCUUAAUGCCAUUGCUGAUUUCUCUUGGAGACCGGCUUGAGCAGAAGUAAAAACAAUGUUACUGUCUUACUGUUUUGACAAUCUAUAAAAUGAGUUCUGACUUCAUUAUGGGAAUAUUUGUUGUAGGACUGGUAUUUUUGUUUUGUAUUCAGUUGUUACUAGUUCAUAUGAAUGCAGCUACGAGAGGUGAAAGGGGGCUAGAAUUGCUGGUUCUGAAUUCGGAAAGGUGACUUCUCUGAAUAUGUUGGUGCUUCAUGAAUUUUCUUUAGAGAACCUCUCACUUCGAUUUGACAACCAAAUUCUUUACCUCUGAUGUGGACCCAGAAAACAAGACUGAAGGAGAGGGCUCAGUGCCCCCUGUUACGAACGCACACGAGUAAUGUUGUAUAUGUGAGUAGCCCCAUAAAUUCAGGGGCAUAAAGUGCAUCGAGGACAGGGUCCUAAAUUAGUUCUGACAGUAGGGACACUAUUGUUUGACUUAAUUUUCCCAUAAGGCUCAGUGGGCUAGCAAAACUAAGUUUGGGAGAAGUCAUUUGGGAACGAAGUACAUAAGCAAUAAUGUUGCACUUGAGCUCACCCAUCAGUGGAAGCCAAAAGUAAGAAGUUAUGCCUGUUGGAGAGCUGCCUGCUACAGCAUCUGUGGAAGUAUUUAAGUGACAUAAGCAUAUUACUGCCCUGACUACAAAUCAUGGAACGUGGGGGCACCUGCGAGUUCUUGCAAAAUGCAUCCGAGAUCUGAAAUGUUUGCUAAGUGUGCUUAUUCCUUAAGUGUUAUGCAGUGUCAUAGGAAAGGGCCUCAAUAAGAGGCCCAGAGCCAAAACUAUUUGAUAUGAAAUCUUCUGUUCCUUUAAGUCUUCAAAAAUUGGAGUCAGUUGUGAUUACUCACUGUUUCCAGUGGCAAUGAGAACUUUGUGUAACCUUAAUUGUAUUUAUCAUUCAUAUACUGGCUAGUUUAUUUCUCUCUCAUCAUUCAAGUACCCUGGUCCCUUAUGACAGUUGGGAGGCUAUUUCUUGGUUAC